CUUUAGAGGGCGAUGGAAGGAAUUCAUUAUAGUGAGAUACUUGCUGUGGAAGAAGCUGUCUGUCUGACAGCGACAGCGGCGAGCACUGAAGUCUUUUAAAACACAUCAUCAUGACAACAGUCCAAGUGCCUGGUACUCCACGUGAGACGUCGUGGAUCUCCGCGUGUCCCGGGGGUCUGUGGGAGGUUCGCCGGCGAUGGCUUGGAGAAAGACAACGAGGGGACUUCACGCCGAUGCUGGGCUCACUGUGUAAGGUCAAGGUGCGGCGAAGUACUGCUACGGAGGGAGAAACGCAACAUACUGCUUCUCAAGAGCAGGAGUCAACAGCCAGCGUUGAUUCUAGCGAGCAAGCUACCUCUCACCCCCGCUCGCAGGACUCUGUGCUGCAGCUCCCGCUGGAUGAGUGGUGCUUGUUGCGCAUGGGCGAAGGGCAGUGUGACAUUACAGAGGGCUGCCUGGAAGGGAUGAAGGCUGGAGAGAUGUGUGAGUUUACAAUAAGUGCCUGGAAUGCAAGCAACUGCAAAUCAGCGGGCAGUGAUGCUAAUGGUACCCAGACUGAAAAUACAACAGGACAGGGAUCAUCUCAGCAGUCUGACUGCUUUACACUUCAGCUUCACUCUUUAACCCCAGGGCAGGAGUCUUGGCAGAUGACACCUGGAGAGAAAUGGGCUUGGGUGCGGUCUCACAAGCAAAGGGGUGGUCAGCGGUUUGGGAAGGGAUAUAUCUGGGGCGCGGCAGACUGCUACUGUAGAGCGGUGAAGCUAGCGAUAACUUUAAAUGGCAAAACAAGGAGAAAGCCAGUGGAUGAAGUGUCUAAAGAAGGUAUGGAGGAAGAGGAUGAUGAUGAUGCAGCCUUGACGCCAUGCUUUGAUCAAGAAAAUGAGCAGGCAGGUGCUGAUAUCUCCAUUCCAACUGAGGAGGAGUACAAAAUUGUAAAAGCAGAACUUCACUGCAAUCUUUCUUUAUGCCAGUUUAAGUUAGGCCAGCUUGGUAAAUCCAGAAACAGCAGUAUCAAGGCCACUGAGCUGAACCCAAAGAGCAGUAAGGCCUGGUACCGGCUUGGGCAAGCUUGUCUGCAGCUGGGCGAACUGGAGGAAUCUCACAUGGCCUUUGGAAAGAUUCUGGAACUCCAGCCUGAUUCUGCAUCAGCUCGCACUGCUCUGAAACAAGUGAACUCCAAAUUAAAGGAUUUAGACAGUAAACUCGGUCAAAGGCUGAGCAAGAUGUUUAACUAGAAAAUAACAAAGUUGGGAAUUACAAAAGCAGAACAUGUGCAUAUGUAUAAACAUUAUAAAAACUGUUAAGUGCCCAGAAGUUGUCUUGGGUCUUUCCUUGUAGCUUAAAGGAUUAGUACACUUCCAGAACUAAAAUUUCCUGAUUAUUGACCCCCCCACCCCCCAUAUCAUCCAAGAUGUUCAUGUCUUUCAUUCUUCAGUCGAAAAGAAAUUAAGGAUUUAGAGGAAAACAUUCCAGGAUUUUUCUCCAUAUAAUGGACUUCAAUGUUUGCCAAAGGGUAGAAGUUCCAAAUUGCAGUUUCAUUGCAGCUUCAAAGGGCUCUACAUGAUACCAGAUGAUAAAUAUGGGUCUUAUCUAACAAAACGAUCUGUUAUUUUAUUAAAAACAAAAGCAAGUGCUAGCUCAACCUCACACAUUAUGUAGUCAUGUUGGAAAGGUGACGCACGUUAGCUCUUCGCCUGUGUACUCCAGUUCAAAAAGGUAGGGUAGGGGCGAAAAACUCCAC
This is a messenger RNA of Carassius carassius (crucian carp), 1741 nucleotides long. RefSeq names its product FK506-binding protein-like. The record is from RefSeq and is a predicted model, not a curated record. Lineage: Eukaryota; Metazoa; Chordata; Actinopteri; Cypriniformes; Cyprinidae. Gene Ontology annotation, molecular function: protein binding. The transcript has 3 exons. Bases 111 to 1235 code for a protein of 374 amino acids.